CGUGAACAUACUGGCAGUUGGCAGAUGGUACGUCCAUGCAAGCAAAAAAAUAUCUUUGAGUAAGGCGUGGCUCCGUACCUUAUUGAGCCGAUUUUAUAGAGAAAGGUUCUGGCAUCAACUUGCUUGUGUUUGAUAAUCGUCCUGCACUUAGUUGGAGCAUAUUCCCUAGCUGUUCAUUCUUCGAGCAAUUUCUUUUGGUUUUCAAGUAAGAGCAUAUUGCAACGAGUAGCACCUUUCAUUCAUAUAUUGAUAGUAAAUAGAGGCCAGACAGCCUUUUUAGGGACUAUUGCCUAUGGCACACAAUUCAGCAGUACGACAAGUCCUUGAUGCUCUUCAGUCUGGACGAUCUUGUAAUGGUAGUCGGCUUACAUGGUAGAAUGGGCAUAAUUGGCACUCUCUCUUCACGGAAUAUGGCUUUUAAAGGUUUUUACCAUCAAAUUUCCACAGUAAAAUAUUUGUUCGAAAAUAUACUUUCGUGCGAUCAGUCUGAAUAGUUUGUGCACAUUAAGGAAGCUCGACCAUCAAAAUUGUGCAAUCUCAUGUAGGAUGUUCUUUGUUGGUCCGGUGAAAAAUCAACCCGUCGCCUUUUCCCUCUUCGAAAAGGAGGGUUUUCCGGCCACCGCAUAGUUGAUGCAUGUUUUUGGAGAAAACGGGGUUUUCCCCUGAUUUCCAUUACUAGACCCCAGAUAGAAAUUCUUACAAACCACCAGCAUACAGUUGGUGCAUGUAUUCACAUCACUCACAGUCACCUUCCCAACCUUCCACUCUUCCAGUGGCAGGGGGAUGUGACGGAUCCCUCUUCACGUACACCAUCUAUCCAUCUAAGCCUGAUGAUUCGACUGCUCAGGCGACUUGCCAAACAUUAGCGAUAAACGGUUAUCAUGGGGCAUGGCCUGGAUUGGUCUUUUUUACUGCGCGUGACCCUACCCAACCCAACCCUGCAUCGUUCUUUUCGGUGCACAACAGCACCGCCGCUCGGGCGUGCACUAGUAGCUGUAGGCUGUAGUGUACGCGCCAAGCCCCGACCCUUCUUAUACCCACGCCCCUCCACUUCAACCUCCCAGCAAACACGCACACGCACACACGCACACAGUCCCCGCACGAGCUAAAGGCACCCACAGGGCUUUUGAUUUCCACGUCCGGAGGAAGAAAGUCCGUCCGUCCGCCCGUCCGGCCGGAAAUGUUCCGUCAUUCCUCGUCGGCGCCUUCGUACGGCGACGCCUACAUGCAGGCGGCCCUGGCCGCCGUCCCCACCCAGAUCCCUCGCUCUGCCGCCGGGGGAUACUAUGACAGCGGCAAUGUUGUCAAUGGCGCGUUCCAUCCCUUCGCCGCCACCGCCGCCUCGUCUCCGCCGUCGUCCUACUCCUCGUCGUACUACAACAACAUCCAUAGGAGCAUCAGCGCGCACUCGCUCCCGCUCCCGCUCCACAUCCAGCUCGGCGACAACCUCGGCGGCGGCGGCGCAUUCUUCUCGUCCUCGUCCCCGUCCCCUCACCAGCAGCUGUCUUUGCCUCCCAUGUCCUCCUCCCCGUCCUCCUCCUGCGGCGAUCUGUACGAUUUCAGCAGCUCCGCAUGCACAGUCCGCCGCGUCUUCAGCACCGGCGAUCUCCAGGGGAUGAACGGGUCAUCGCCGGUGCCGUCGGGCGACGGCUGCGGCCAAGACGCCGGAGGAGGGCCGUUCUCGCAGAAGGUCGGGCGAUACAGCGCAGAAGAGAGGAAGGAGCGGGUGCAGCGAUAUCGCCUGAAACGGCACCAGCGAAACUUCACCAAAAAAAUCACCUACGCGUGCAGGAAGUCGCUGGCCGACAGCCGGCCGAGGGUGAAGGGCCGGUUCGCGAGGAACGGCGAGGCGGAGGCGGAGACCGACGACCGGGAGGCGUCCGACAACAGCUACGACUACUGCGGUUACAGCGAUCCCAGCAACCAGAGCACGGGGAACAGCCGCUACCACGGCCAGCAGCAUGUCAAGGACGACAGCGUCUGCAACGGCGCCGCCGCAGCAGCGUUCGCCGGAGCCGGUGACAAUGGCGACUGGUGGUGGCGGGCGCCGGGGGCAGAGGGGCAGCGGCAGGCCGGCUUCGACGUCGACGAGGAGCUCUGGGCCACCCUGGGCGACAUGCUGUCCGUGAACCUGGCCUCGUAGUAGGCGAUCGACGGCACGGCAUGUAAGGGUCGGUGGAGCCGUUAGUGGUUUUUGGUGGGGGCCGUCCGGCGCACCAGACGGCACUAUUAUAGCUCGGUCAGGUCAGGGUGGCGGCUCGGCUGGCCGCCGUGUGCGCGGCACAGUGCAGCCAUGGAGGGGCGAGGUCAGAGUGGCGCCCGUUGACCUUGUCCCCCGGGGCUGUAUUAUUGUAACCUUUAGCCAGAAACAUCAUGAGAGUCGGAGACAAAAGGAGAGAGAGACCGAUCGCCUUCCUCGUGCUAGACUUUGAGAACAACCUGUGUGUGUUCCGUGAGUUCCCGGUUACUUCCAUGUACAAAAAAGCUUGAAAAAUUAUCUGCCCCACUCCCGAGUCCAA
This is a messenger RNA of Triticum aestivum (bread wheat), 2519 nucleotides long. Its product is annotated as zinc finger protein CONSTANS-LIKE 2. Bases 1181 to 2143 code for a protein of 320 amino acids. Gene Ontology annotation, biological process: regulation of flower development. The record is from RefSeq and is a predicted model, not a curated record. NCBI's taxonomy places the organism in Eukaryota, Viridiplantae, Streptophyta, Magnoliopsida, Poales, Poaceae. The transcript has 3 exons. Gene Ontology annotation, molecular function: protein binding; DNA-binding transcription factor activity. Gene Ontology annotation, cellular component: nucleus.